UUUUUUGAUGCUCCGGUUGAUCCGGCAUUUUUUUUUAAUUUUCUAUCUUUAAGUCAUUUCUUAUUCUUCUCCCCCACCAUUUCCACAGUAUGGCUUUUUCCUCUGCACUUGUCCUUACCGAUCUAAACGAUUACAUUGCACCUUCGCAAGCUUGUAUUAAGCCUGUCGAAGUUGAAAAAUCUGAAGACCAAGGACCUACAGAGAUCAAGGUCGAUUUAGAGGGCGAUUACUAUGAGAUCUCGAAAGACGGCGGUGAAUCGAAACUUGAGAAGGCCUCUAUUACUCUAAAUGACUGUUUAGCCUGCAGUGGCUGCGUUACUUCGGCCGAGAGUGUCUUGAUCACCAUGCAGUCGCAAGAAGAAUUGUACGGCAUUCUCAAUACGAAUCGAUUAGCGAUCGAGCAUAACGAUCCAAGUCAGCAUCGCACGAUCGUUAUAUCCAUUAGUCCUCAGUCUCGGGCGUCGUUGGCAGCCAAGUACAACAUGGAGCCGCUGCAGGUCCACAAACGUCUUGUGUAUUUCUUCAAACAUCAUUUGGGCGCACAUCAUGUAUUCGAUACGUCCUUCUCGAGAGACUUAUCGCUGGUCGAAUCAGCUCGAGAGUUUGUUGACCGUUUCCGUCGAUAUAUGGCGAAUGGCGGUGAGAAGUUGGAAGCUGCAUUACAGCAACAAGAUGCAGAGAAGCAGCAGGAGGCAGAGGAUGGAAAACGUCGUCCAAGAGCACGAAGAAGAGCGGCUGCCAAGAAUGAGGAUGGAGAUGGAUCAGCGACUCAGCAGGAUAUGCCUAUGCUCGCUUCGGCCUGCCCUGGCUGGGUUUGCUAUGCCGAAAAGACUCACGGAGCUGUCAUUCCUCAUAUCACUGCUGCCAAAUCGCCUCAACAAAUGAUGGGUACACUGGUCAAAGAUUACUUGGCAUCAAAAACGAAUACGUCUCCAAGUGCCAUCUAUCACGUAUCUGUCAUGCCCUGCUACGACAAAAAGCUGGAAGCAAGCCGACCAGAUUUCUUUUUAGAACAAUUCAACACUCGUGAGGUCGAUUGUGUUUUGACCACGGGAGAGAUUGAAAAGAUGUUUAUGGAACAGAAUGUUCAAUUCGAUCGACUUCCAGAGGCAGAGAUCGAUGACAUGUUCAACAAAACUGUCACAAACGCAGAAAUGCAGAUGGCUUUCGGCACGGCUGGUUCCUCUUCUGGUGGCUAUCUUGAAUACAUUUUACGCACAGCUGCUCGAGAACUGUUCAAUAUCCACGAUGUUCCAACCGAUCCAGCUACAGCACCCAAUAAUGCUCGUGUCAUUGUGAAGACUGGCAAGAACGCAGAUGUACGAGAAUACUUUUUGCAGGGCGACGAUGGUCGGAUACUUUUGCGAUUUGCAACAGCAUUUGGUUUCCGAAAUAUCCAAAACAUUGUACGCAAGGUCAAAUCCGGCAAAUGCUCGUAUCACUAUGUGGAGGUGAUGGCAUGUCCAGGUGGUUGUGUCAAUGGGGGUGGUCAGAUUCCCAACCCCAACUCGGAAGAAGUGUUGAGCGCCAAAGAUUGGGUCAGCCGUGUAGAGAGCGUGUACCAGACAGUCCCUGGUGUAGCUCCAGAAGAGAAUGAAGUUCUCAAAUCCAUAUACGAUGAGUGGAUCGGCGAUCCUUCAUCAGAACGAGCACACAAGCUGCUGCGGACACAAUAUCAUGCUGUCACGCAAAGCUUGGCUAACCCUCUUGCCACGAAAUGGUAGCUAGAAUCAAAUUUGUCCCUGUAUAGCGCAUCUCGCACUCCUCCAUACCACCUAAUGUCAUAUACAUAUACACCCUCCCGUUUGUUUUUGUCCCCAUUGUAAAAAUAUAUUUGUUUUAUAGAUAUCAUUAUUGAAAGGAUUUAGUUUAAC
Messenger RNA from Zychaea mexicana, 1874 nucleotides. Its product is annotated as cytosolic Fe-S cluster assembly factor. The coding region runs from base 90 to 1724 and encodes 544 amino acids. Gene Ontology annotation, molecular function: 4 iron, 4 sulfur cluster binding. Gene Ontology annotation, biological process: iron-sulfur cluster assembly. Lineage: Eukaryota; Fungi; Mucoromycota; Mucoromycetes; Mucorales; Lichtheimiaceae. Gene Ontology annotation, cellular component: cytosolic [4Fe-4S] assembly targeting complex. The record is from RefSeq and is a predicted model, not a curated record. The transcript has 6 exons.